Messenger RNA from Tachyglossus aculeatus (Australian echidna), 2234 nucleotides. RefSeq names its product CD82 molecule (gene CD82). The transcript has 9 exons. Lineage: Eukaryota; Metazoa; Chordata; Mammalia; Monotremata; Tachyglossidae. Gene Ontology annotation, cellular component: membrane. The record is from RefSeq and is a predicted model, not a curated record. The coding region runs from base 112 to 903 and encodes 263 amino acids.
ACUCGAACUCGGCUCCGUCCUGGUGGGAAGGCGAGAAGGGGGCAAGCGGGGUCGCAGCCGUGCUAGCCAACCUUUCCAACGCCGAGCCCCAGGGCCAACGAGUGACGGACGAUGGGGUCAGGCUGUGUCAAGGUCACCAAGUAUUUCCUCUUCCUCUUCAAUCUGCUUUUCUUUAUCUUGGGAGGCAUCAUCCUCGGAUGCGGAGUGUGGAUCCUCGCUGACAAGACCAGUUUCAUUGCAGUGCUGCAAGCCUCCUCAGACUCCCUAAAGAUUGGAGCAUACAUCUUCAUUGGAGUUGGGGCAGUGACCAUGAUCAUGGGUUUCCUGGGCUGCAUUGGAGCAGUCAACGAGGUCCGAUGCCUCUUAGGGCUGUAUUUUACCGUACUCCUGCUGAUAUUUUUUGGCCAAGUGGCAGCCGGUACCCUCAUCUACAUGUACAGAAACACACUGAAGGAAGAGGUUGCUACCGUCAUUGGGGAUUUGAUUCAAGACUACAACCCGAAUGAUAAUGAGAACAACAGCAUUGAGGAAGCAUGGGACUAUGUGCAAGCCCAGGCACAUUGCUGCGGUUGGUCCAGCUACCUGAAUUGGACUGAAAACAUUUAUCUGGAGGUUUACAAUGGGACUGCUUUUCCCUGCUCCUGCAUGAAAGACAACACAGAGACCAUGGAGAGGGGGUUCUGUUUGAUAAACAGCACCAAGCUGGAUGAUCAGGAGGCAGGGGAGAAAUUCUACAAAGAGGGCUGCAAGAGCAAGGUGCAGGAGUGGUUAGAGAAGAAUUUGGGUAUCAUCCUCGGAGUCUGCGCAGUCAUCGCUUUCAUUGAGCUUCUGGGAAUGGUUCUCUCCAUCUGCCUCUGCAGACAUGUCCACACAGAAGACUACACCAAGGUCCCCAAGUACUGAGAUUGCUGCCUCUGUCCAGCACCUGCUGUGCAGGGAGUUGGUCAUUCUGGUUUCUUAGGAGCCUGUUUCCAUCAAUUGUCAAUGUCUUGUCCCACACCUGUCCCCCCCAUUUCAUUUCUCCCACCCCCUACUGCCAAUGUUUCCGAGCCCAGGAAUCUUUGGAACUGAGCUCCUCUGUGAGUUUGGAAGGGCAGGUCUUCCAUUUCUCUUCAAUUUAUUGGGAUAUUUGUGUGGAAAUUUGUCUUCCUGUCUGGGGGAGCUGAGUGCUCUUACCCUAGUUUUCCCCUUCUCCUUUUUCCUCCCAGAUGCCACUUUGUCUUUUUCCCCCUCCCCCUGACCCCAGCCAGGAUUUCUGAUCAAGUCGAGAAGGAGUUCCCCUUAGGAUAGAGGGCAGCAUUUGAUUCAGCCAGGGUGGAGGAGACCUAGUGAUUCAGGUGGAUUGGGGCUCCCUGCACCUCUUGUUGGGUGGGGCUGAGGUCUUCCUUUCUUGGCUGAAGGAUCUGUGGGUUGCUCUUUGGUAGGGGGAAGGGGUGGAGAGAGAGAGAAGUUGGGGAAUGGGGAGGGGAAAGGAAACAUUGCAUCAGAACCUCCAGCAGGAUUUGACCACGGACUGCCACUUUAUAUAGAGAAUCAACAUUGUUUUCCAAUAUGUCUUUGUCUUGCAUUUUUAAUUUAAGCUAAGGGAGAAGAGGGGGCAAGCUGCAGCAUCACUAGCAGAGGGGAUGGCGUGGUUGCCGAGGUCAGGGGGUGGUACCUUAACCACCCACUGCAGUAGAGCCAGGGAUCUUUUCUUGGGGGGACAGAGACCCUCCAGGGAAGCCAUCUACAGGCAGCAGAACCUUGGGCUGAGUUAUUAGAAUCGUUCUUCGAAGGGUUUGGUUGAAAGAGCUGAAGGCCUUGGGGCAUUGGUAGGGCCCAGUCGACCUCCCCAAAUACACAGAGCCACCUCAGCUUUCCUGACAGUUUGUGCUAAGGUUAGAAGGAGGGGUCCGAGGGGAAAGCCCACUUCAGAGCAAGUGGGAGGAACUAGAAAUGAAAAAGUCAGUGUGGAGGAGGGGAAGGCAUUAGACCCCAGUGAAUCCUGCUCCCUCAAAGGAGCCUUUGCGCCCACCCACCCACCUGUUCCACCUCUCUACCCUGAUUGUCUGUCUGGAGGGGGAGCUGGGCCCUACCUGAGGAGUACCUGCCCUCUCCUAUUCCAUCACUGAAGCCCCGGGGAGAGGAACUUUGACUUUGAGGGAGAGGGAAGGGGGCUUUGCAUGUACAGUCUUGGAAACUAAAAUGCUAGAAGAUGCAGAGAUUACAAUAAUAAAGAUUUUUAACAAGCCCUG